Molecule: messenger RNA, 573 nt
Organism: Spinacia oleracea (spinach)
Lineage: Eukaryota; Viridiplantae; Streptophyta; Magnoliopsida; Caryophyllales; Amaranthaceae
Product: histone chaperone ASF1-like
Exons: 1
Coding region: 1-573 (190 amino acids)
Source: RefSeq, a predicted model, not a curated record
AUGGAACUUUUGAUUGAAAUAAUUCUUACAGUUUCUCUCUCCUUGAUCGUCACAUCUUUCUUCGUCAAGCUCGUGUCAAUGCAACCCAACAACACCGACACCGAUAACUUAACAGAGGAACCGCUAAAGAUUGACAAAUUCCAACAUACGCCCUUCAAAGGAGAGGUGAUCAAGCUUGAAGAAUUCCCAAGUGAAGGUAAAUCAUCAGUAGAAUUGUAUAAUGUAUUAGGGGUAGUUAAGGAAGAUUGUAAGUUUCAGGAUAUUGUGGUUGUUGAUAGUAAAGAGAGUGAAACAGAGGAUUAUAAUGAUAAUGCUGAUGAAGAAGAUGAUGAUAAUGAUGAUGAUGAUGAUAAUAAAGAUGAUGAUGGAUGUAAAGAUGCAGGAUUUGUAGCAGAAGAAGAAGAAGGAAAUGGAGGAGAGAGAAAAUUGUGUGAAAUUGAGAUUGAAAGUGAGGAGGAAAUGGAAGAAAUUGGGAUAAUGGAUGAUUGGGAGGAAAUAGGAAGAAAGGAUUUUGAGGAGCUUCUUGGGAGUAAAACAGGGUUGAACAAUGUUGAUGUUAAUUUUGAGAAAUGA